Molecule: messenger RNA, 1039 nt
Organism: Colletotrichum godetiae
Lineage: Eukaryota; Fungi; Ascomycota; Sordariomycetes; Glomerellales; Glomerellaceae
Exons: 1
Coding region: 236-874 (212 amino acids)
Source: RefSeq, a predicted model, not a curated record
CAGGGAGAGCGAUGGCGUGGAUGGGUAUUCACAUAGUGUACGGACGGACACACAAAAUCAAACAAUUCCACCGAGUAGGAAUCCUGCGUUAUUUACACAGCCCUACACCACAACUGCAUAGCAAACAGGCCAAGGUCCUCGCAGGCAGGCUAGGCUCAAACCCGAACCCUGCGUACUUGUGGACGACGCUGCCAUCUAUCACUGGCUUUCCGGGGCUCUAGUCGGCGGCAUUGCAAUGGAGCCGCCUUGCAGCCGCCAACAACGCAUCUGCUGUUUGACUUAUUGCAGAAGUAAAAGAAACCUACAAAGUAUUUGUACGGAGUACUGGGUACAUGUAGCCGCAAGAUCUGAGUUACCGCGGAAUACGGGACUCGGACGGGUCUGCGGCGCGGAUACGAAGCGAUACCGAACAGGUACGGCGGGUACCUUGACUGAACCACUCCCACUUCCCUUCUUUUGCCUUUUUCUUUUCGUCUUUUUUUUCUUUCUUAAUUUGCACAUACGGGCUUCUCACGGUGCAUCGCGCAGGGCACAGCGGCAGCCAGGGGACGGCCCCAUUAGCCCACCGUUGGAGGUAGAAAGAGCAGAAACUUCAACGCGUACGGAGACAGAUAUCCUUACCCACUGCGUCACUGUGCGAAGUAUUACAUCGAGAGGCAUGCUGGAACCGUUACGACUAUCGAAUGCCAAAGGUGGCCAGCCACUCGACACUACGAAACAGAACAAUUCCAGUCAUACUCAGGCUACCAAGCCACCAAACCACAGAAUAAGACAACGGCAUAUGAGACAAGCCUCGGGGAGACCAGAAAGGCCUCCAAACGGUGAGACAUUGGAACUCCAGGGGCUGGAUGUCAGACCCGCGGGUCGUCCAUAGAGAUCCUAGAAGUGAGAGACAUGCAAAGCCGGACCCAGGGCCCGCUCGCAGUCAGUCAGGCCAGGAACCAGCGCCACGGCAGACUCGCACUGCAUCGCAUCGCAUCGCAUCGCAUCGCGUCACUGGUUGGAUUCGUUGAGCGCUCCUUUUUUGAAUCUUGCGUCC